Penaeus indicus is the source of this 357-nucleotide messenger RNA. RefSeq lists its product as uncharacterized. The coding region runs from base 1 to 357 and encodes 118 amino acids. Lineage: Eukaryota; Metazoa; Arthropoda; Malacostraca; Decapoda; Penaeidae. The transcript has a single exon. The record is from RefSeq and is a predicted model, not a curated record.
AUGUUUUACGCCCACGGACUCUCACGCCCACGGACUCUCACGCCCACGGACUCUCACGCCCACGGACUCUCACGCCCACGGACUCCCACGCCCACGGACUCUCGCGCCCACGGACUCUCACGCCCACGGACUCUCACGCCCACGGACUCUCACGCCCACGGACUCUCACGCCCACGGACUCUCACGCUCACGGACUCUCGCGCCCACGGACUCUCACGCCCACGGACUCUCACGCCCACGGACUCUCACGCCCACGGACUCUCACGCCCACGGACUCUCACGCUCACGGACUCUCGCGCCCACAGGCUCUCACGUCCACGGACUCCCAUGCUUGUUCAUGAAUCUAAUCAUGUAUAA